This is a messenger RNA of Onychostoma macrolepis, 3797 nucleotides long. RefSeq names its product ring finger protein 167 (gene rnf167). Bases 508 to 1740 code for a protein of 410 amino acids. Gene Ontology annotation, biological process: protein ubiquitination; ubiquitin-dependent protein catabolic process; positive regulation of DNA-templated transcription. The record is from RefSeq and is a predicted model, not a curated record. Gene Ontology annotation, molecular function: ubiquitin protein ligase activity. The transcript is spliced from 10 exons. Gene Ontology annotation, cellular component: nucleoplasm; cytoplasm. NCBI's taxonomy places the organism in Eukaryota, Metazoa, Chordata, Actinopteri, Cypriniformes, Cyprinidae.
AAGGUCUUAAGGGUUUUGGACAACAUGAGGUUGAGUAAUUCAUGACAUAAUUUUUCAUUUUGAGUGAACUAUCCCUAUAAACUACGCCCCUCCACAAAAACAAACAAACAAAAAAAAAACUGCAAGAUGAGUGCCCCGCCCACAUUUCACAAGCCAAUCAACAACCAACAGAUAGAACCAACUCCCAUCCUACAUAUAUAUAUUUUUUUUUUCAUUAAUCUGCUACACCCAGAUGUACCUCACAAUAUGAAAGAAAAGAUAUGCCAGUACUUCUGUUUCAUUGGAUCUUUAAAAGCUUAUUAGUAGGUCACUGCAUGUUUAUGAAGUCAUUCAUAAUUACUGAUUUUUUUUGGUGUUAGCACAUGACAGAUCAGCCGUUGCACAACAGUCUGCAGGCCAUGUACAAAACCGUUGAUAAUCACGACUUCAUCCUGGGGGGAGAAAUGAUUAAUCAUGAGUUGUGCUUUCUUAGAAUCGAUUUGUCUUGAUUGCCCAGUCUAAUUCAGGAUGGUGUAUGUGGGGGCGCAGCUGGGCGUAUCGGUGCUAGUCUUAUUCUGCACUAUUGCACCGUCUCCUGGCCAGGCAUAUAUAUAUGCUCAUUACAGUAACAUGACCUCCAUGCUGUUUGAGGAUCUGCCUGCUCUCUUUGGCCCUCCUCUGCCAAAAGAUGGACUCAUGGGUGUACUUGUUGAAGCUCGUCCUCAAAAUGCCUGCACACCUAUAGAUCCUCCUCCGGUUUCUCCCACGCCCUCCGAUCCCAACAGCACUACAAAAUACAUUGUCCUUAUUCGACGCUACGACUGUAACUUUGAUAUCAAGGUGCUCCAUGCACAGCAGGCCGGUUUCAGUGCAGCCAUAGUUCACAACAUGUACUCUAAUUCACUUCUCAGUAUGGGAUACAGCAAUGACACCAUUGCGGAGGAGAUUGAGAUUCCCUCUGUGUUCACAAGCUACUAUGCUUCUCAGAUACUGCGCAGCUUUAUCAUACCAGAGAAAGGAGCUUACGUGAUUCUAAAGCCUGAGUUCUCCUUCCCUCUGACCUACUAUCUCAUCCCCUUCACUGGAGUUGUUGGCAUGAUCAUCAUUGUCAUGGUCAUCAUACUGAUUGUGCGGUGUGUGCAGCACAGGAAGAGACUUCGGAAAAACAGACUCUCCAAAGAACAGCUGAAGAAAAUCCCUACUCACAAGUUUGUUAAAGGCGAUAAUUAUGAUGUGUGUGCGAUCUGCCUUGAUGAAUAUGAAGAGGGAGAUAAGCUGCGAGUGCUGCCCUGUUCCCAUGCUUAUCACUGCAAGUGUGUGGACCCCUGGCUCACCCAAACUAAGAAAACCUGCCCAGUGUGCAAGCAACGCGUGACCCGUCCCAACCCAGAAUACUCCGAGUCUUCAGACUCCGACGGAGAGUCGGGGCCGCACGAGGCUGACGAGGAAGAGGAAGGAGCGACCAGCGAGGCUGAUUCCGAGCGCACGCCUCUCCUUCGGCCCUCCAACCCCGCGUCCCCCGCCUCCUCCAGCCCGCCUCCCACUUACGCCUCCACAGUAACGUCAGAGGCUGCCGUCGCUACAGUAACAACCUCUGCACAGUGUUUGCCGCACGCACCGCAGGCUGACGUGCCCCUGCUGGGAUACGAUGAGUACUACUCACCCAUAGAGGACUCGGAUGAAGGUACUGAUGAGGAGGAGGGUCACCCCUCAGAUAGCGAUACCACAGAGCUUAUCGGACGGGGCGCUGUGCAAGUCUGAGGUGUCAAUUAAAAACCGCUUUGGUUGUUAUAGGGUGUGUUUUCUCUGUUGUAUAUCACAGAGCUCAUAUUUACACCCCUUAUUUUGGCGCACUCCAGUCUCACUGAGAUAUGCAUCCACCUAGCUAGUGCGAUCAACACUACACAGCAUAUGUGCAACUGUUCUCAGUUUCUGACACAAAUACAUUGUAAUCACACAGAUGUAUGUGGUUCACGAAAUCUUUUCUACCCUAAAAUUUGAUCCGUGUCCCAAUAGAAGUUAAAAGUAACUUCUUAAAGCGAAUGAAACUGUUUCUUAACAAAAUAGUCCAUCCAUAAAUAAAUCAGUUAAAUCGCCCUCGUGUCAUUGCAAACCAAUAUGAAUUUCUUUCUUCCAUGAAACACAAAAGAUGCAGUAGCCCAUAUGCAGACUUUCUAGCAAUGUGCUGAUUAGUUGUGCUUGAUUAGGGAGACUUGCAAAAUGCUGUUCUACAAGACAACAACGAAAACAAAAAAAUCCACUGUCAAAGUGUGUGAAGCCUGAAUAUGUGGAAGUACAAAUUAGAUUUUAAAGUUACGUUGCAGAUAGAAAGUGAAUGUUGAUUGUUCACACAAAAAUAAAAAAUCUGUCAUCAAUUACUCACUCUUGUCAUUCAAACCCUCAAGACUUCUAUUAAUCUUCGAACACAAAUUAAGAUAUGUCCAUGAAAAAGACAUCAUAAAAGCAAAACCAGUCAGGAAAUAAAUUGAGUUUAAUCGAAGUCUUCUGAAGAAUCGAGUUGUAUGAUAAGGAGACUUCAUUUAGGCUUUUUCCCAUAUAUCCACAUUUAUCAACACACAUAGAAAACAUCAAAAUAUGGUAAACUCGACUGUACUCGUAUGGCGCAUAUGAACAAACCUCACUGAUAAUUGAGUUUCCUUUGACCAUAUUUUAUAUGUGAAUAAAAGCCUAAAUGAAAAUGAUUGUGUCUCUUAGAAAACUAAACUGGUCAAUUCAUAUGGAUUCCUUUUAUGACCUUUUUAAGAACUUUUUAAGGUCAGUAGACAUUCAAUGGUGGGACAGAAAUAUGUCAAGUUUCAUUAAAGAUAUCUUUAUGAAUGAAAGUCUUAUGGGUUUAGAAUGACAUGAUAGUUAGUAAAUGAUAACAGUUUAAAUUUUUAGUGGAACUAUCCCUUUAAAUUCUGCUUUGCUCCUUGCACAAAGCUGUCAUAUGACUUCACGAGAUGUAGAAUAUAGCACAUUAAUCAUAUGGAUUAAUUUAAUGUUGAUUGAUUGUGAUUUUGGGAGCUUGGUCAGCUUCCUUAUUCUACAAAAUUUCUCCAUUUGUGUUUCACUAAGAAAAAAAAACUGAAACGAUGGUGAGUAAAUAGUAACAGAAUUCUCCAAAUAUUGGGUGGACUAUUUCUUGUUGUCACCAUUUAUGUGCAAUACGGACAGGUUGCCAGUUUGUAAAUUAGUCAUUUUAUUUUAUUUAUACCACAGAGGCCACACAAAAAUGAUUGCAGACUUCUGAAUUAGCGUUUUUGAAAACUAACUUGUUUUAUGUUAUUUUUAGUAAAUACCUGCAUAAAUCAACCUGUUUAAGCGAUCAAACAAUACCAUUCCUACAGGAUUCACAUUCAGUCGUUUUGAGUGUGUUUGGGUUAUUACAACAACAAAAAUAAUAAUCUGUCUUUUUUUUUUUAAUAGGAACCAGUUCCUUGUUCCUCUCUUUCUACAUCAUAUAAUGGCAUUAUUCUCUCUCAUAUUGAUAUACAAAGGUUGCAGUUAAACGUUUUAUUAUUGUUAUUGAUGCAAGCUGUAAAGCUGGAUGGACAAGCAGUCUUAUUCUUUGUUUUAAUAUAGAUAUUUGCAAUAUAAAUGCUAGCUGCUGUUUGAAAUUCAAAUUGACUUUGAUCAUAGCUGACAGUGUAUUGACUUAAUAGCAAUGUUCAUAACCUUUUACUGUCCUGUUCGCAUCUCAGAUGAAUAAGAAACUGUGUUGUCUGUACUAAAUAAACCUGUGCCUCCUUCAGAUUUUCAUUUGUAAAUGUAACACCAUCCAUUUCUUCCUUUAAAUCACUAAUCAGUCAAAUGAA